Molecule: messenger RNA, 865 nt
Organism: Vigna radiata var. radiata (mung bean)
Lineage: Eukaryota; Viridiplantae; Streptophyta; Magnoliopsida; Fabales; Fabaceae
Product: small nuclear ribonucleoprotein SmD3b
Exons: 5
Coding region: 130-525 (131 amino acids)
Biological process (GO): RNA processing; spliceosomal snRNP assembly
Cellular component (GO): U2 snRNP; U1 snRNP; pICln-Sm protein complex
Molecular function (GO): RNA binding
Source: RefSeq, a predicted model, not a curated record
GAAAUACAGGAUAGAGAAAAAAAUUAGGGUACAGUGAAUAGUGACAGUGGAUGUAAUACAAAUCUCAAAUCUCUGUUUCAGCGAAGUAGGGUUUUUGAGGUUGUUUGAGAGAGAAAGCCAAGAACCAUCAUGAGCAGAAGUUUGGGAAUUCCGGUGAAGCUUCUCCACGAGGCUUCGGGACACGUGGUGACGGUGGAGCUCAAGAGCGGAGAACUCUACAGAGGGAGCAUGAUCGAAUGCGAGGACAAUUGGAACUGUCAACUCGAGAGCAUCACCUACACUGCCAAGGAUGGAAAAACAUCGCAACUUGAGCACGUGUUUAUUCGAGGAAGCAAAGUCAGGUUUAUGGUCAUACCAGACAUGCUGAAGAAUGCUCCUAUGUUUAAGCGUUUGGAUGCAAGAAUCAAGGGCAAGGGUGCAUCACUCGGUGUUGGUAGGGGCAGAGCAGUUGCAAUGCGAGCCAAGGCUCAAGCUGCUGGUCGUGGAGCUGCACCUGGAAGGGGUGUACCACCAGUGAGGAGGUGAUCACCAUUCAUAUAGUCUCUAUUCUCUCUGAACAUGAUAUUUAGAUUCUUUUGUAGAAGUUGAGAGAAAGAAAUUCAAACACAAAUUGUCUAUCGAGUUUACGGAUUACUCUUUAUGGAUAGUACUUAAUCUUGUUCUCGUCAUCUCCAGUGUUUUAUGUCUGUUACUAUGUAUUACUUGGCUAGUAGAAGAUAUUUGUAAAAGGGGUAUGGAGCAACUUUCAAGAGAAGUUUAACUUGUUACAAAACGGGUAUCAGUUGCACAUUGGUAGUUUUACUUGAAAACCCUCAAAGCUGGUUUCGAAAUGUUAGUGAUAAACCGUGGCUUGUUUGAAACUGCA